AUGGGCUGGCUUGGAGUCGCAACGCUGAUUGCGGCUGCAUGUUAUCUUAUUUACCGACAUCCGCCCGCUACCUGGGCGCCUCAGCCUCAGCCUCAUCCUCCGUCCGAGAAGACAUCCGCGAAACCGCCCACUACUGAGAGCACCAGGGACGCUGCAGAGUCUCUCGAGCCUGAUGUCCUCGUAGAAGAUAAACAAAGCACUCCCAAGGCUUCUGCGACGAGCGUGCCCUCUAUUGAGAUACCAUCCUUACACCUGGACAAUGAGACCAAACCUGUCGCGCAAAACGACCAUCAAUCCCGCCACAAUGGACCGAUAGACCCCUUAUCCCCUCCAUCGACAGCAACAGCAGCAACAUCCUCCCAACCCAAACCGAGCAAUGGAACUUCAACUACUUCCGGCAAAACCACGUCCAUGCCUCCGCCACCCCUUCCCCGACUCCGCCCAACCGCAACCCAGCAGCAGCCACAGCAAUCACCAUCAUCCUCCAUGAGCGCAGGACGCUACCCUCCGCGCCCAACGAACCCCGCCGCCGGGCCAGCAGGAUCCCUCCGCCCACCCCCAUCCGCCGCCGCCUCCCUCCGCGCGCCGCCGAGCCGCUCCUCCCCUUCCUCCCUCGCGCCGACGAAACUGAUCGCGAAGCCCCUCUCGUCCUCCGCCUCGAACAAGAACAAACACAUCCUCCAACCGGGGUACUCGCCGCUGGACUGGGCCGCGUUGACGUCCAACCCGAACAACAACCUUCGGGGCAAGAACCUGCCGCCCACGCUGAUCCGGGUGACGCCGUCGAUGCUCAAGGCGCAGAACGGGCGCAAGGGGGCCGACGCGUGGACGUCCUACCAGGGGAAGGUGUACAACAUCACGCCGUAUCUGCCGUUCCACCCGGGCGGGAAAGGGGAGUUGCUGCGCGGGGUGGGCAAGGAUUCCGGGCAGCUGUUCAUGGAGAUUCAUCCGUGGGUGAAUUGGGAUGCGAUUUUGGGGGAGUGUUUGGUCGGGAUUCUGGUGGCAGAGACGGAGGCAGAGAGUUUUGGGGGGGAGAAUGAGUUGGAUGCGAUGGAUUGA
Aspergillus aculeatus ATCC 16872 is the source of this 1059-nucleotide messenger RNA. Its product is annotated as cytochrome b5-like heme/steroid binding domain-containing protein. The coding region runs from base 1 to 1059 and encodes 352 amino acids. The record is from RefSeq and is a predicted model, not a curated record. The transcript is spliced from 2 exons. NCBI's taxonomy places the organism in Eukaryota, Fungi, Ascomycota, Eurotiomycetes, Eurotiales, Aspergillaceae. Gene Ontology annotation, molecular function: heme binding.